Chiloscyllium plagiosum (whitespotted bambooshark) is the source of this 751-nucleotide messenger RNA. The record is from RefSeq and is a predicted model, not a curated record. Lineage: Eukaryota; Metazoa; Chordata; Chondrichthyes; Orectolobiformes; Hemiscylliidae.
UCACACCGACUCCGAUUCACUGGUGUUUAUUUUUUAAUGUUGCUUGCAGAUAUUAAUGAGUGUGCGGAUCCAGCAAUGAAUCAGUGUGACCCAAACGCAGAGUGCCUGAACUCGGAAGGCUCCUACAGCUGUGAGUGCAACCCCUAUUACAGAGGGAAUGGGACACAUUGUGAAGGAUGUUUUUGCCCACCAGAAAUUAUCCCGGGAACAGCGAACCAGCCGGCUGUAUCAGGGCAUCCCUGCCCCUGUGUAUCAGGCUUUAUCACGUCCAAUAACUUCCCGAGUCUGUACCAGAACAGCGCAGACAUGUACUGGUUCUUCAACAUGGCCCAGUUGUCUAACGCCACUCGACAGUACACAGGAAUCCGAUUCCGGGUGGAGUCACUCUCUGUGGUGUCCCUGGAGGAUUACAUCUCCUUUGGAUGUGGAACAGAUCCCGAUCGACAGAAACAGUUCACACUGACCCAGAAAAACUUGAACAUCACGACCUUUCACCUCUCUGAUUGCACAGACUCCUGGGUCCAUUUCCACUCUGGCCCCAAUGUGCCGAACACAAGAUUCAAAAUUUACUAUGAAAUGGAAUCUCUGAGUUUGACCUCCAUCUCCACCACCAGUGCUGUGAUCUCCUGGGCCCCUCUUGGGAGUGUGAGUGCUCUGAGGGGCUGCAGUCUGAGCUACUACAGCAUUGGGAGCCCCAGCACUGUCCACACUGUCAGCCUCGUCCCAGUCAGUACAGAGGCAGUGAUCACAG